Molecule: messenger RNA, 1020 nt
Organism: Emericellopsis atlantica
Lineage: Eukaryota; Fungi; Ascomycota; Sordariomycetes; Hypocreales; Bionectriaceae
Exons: 3
Coding region: 1-1020 (339 amino acids)
Source: RefSeq, a predicted model, not a curated record
AUGGCUUCUUAUACUCACGCACUUGUCGACACCUCUACAUCCGUCGAUGAGAGCCAGAACGGCAUGCUCACCUUGGGCGACCCGUACAUGGGCGAUGAUUCCGCCAACAACCCGGACUAUCUGGGUCUCCCCAAUCAAGAGGGCUUCAUGGUAGAUCCCCGUGUUGUGGCCUAUUCCAACUUUCUUUACCAGGAGGCUGUGCAGGCCGGGGAUUUCAUUGAGCAGCCACAGUUUGUCGCCCAGCAGCCUGGCAGCAUGUUAAGUGAAGCACAUGAAAUUUGUCUUUUGUCCUUGUUUCUGUUUUGUUCUAUCUUGUUCUUGCACACGCCCUAUUGCGUGCUCCCGUACGAGAACUUGUUCACUGACUUUUUCCAGUCCUUUAUGCCAAUGCCCGAGCCAGCACAGAUUUCUGUCAUGGCCUCAAUUCCCGAGCCAGCACAGACUUCUGUCAUGGCCCCAAUUCCCAUCAGCUUGCCCUUGCCUCAAACCACAGAGCAGCCCCAGCAUCAUAGCUUCACCAACACGGGCUUAAGUCACCAUGAGCCUUCCCCUCCCGCUCUAUUGGUGAGCGCGGGCCAAGGCCAAUACAGGGCUGCGACUGAUGCCGAGCUUGUUGAGAACUACCUACAGUUCAAGAAGCACCGCCAGGGUCCAUCGGCCGCCAACGCCGCGCAGUCGAUCACUACAACGCCGGUUCCUGAAGCUGCUCCCAAGCCGCCAACUCUCUCCGACGUCCCAGACCACUUUGUUAAAGCAUACGAGCAAUUGAUCAAGGAUAAUGUUUUUGUCGAAGAUGGCUGCGUUUGCGUCUCUUUCGAGGGUGACACGGUCCAUUUCGUCAAGAACCUCAAGGACAUCAAGGUCAUGGGAUUCUUGGCUUUCCCAGUGUCCCCUGAAAAGCGACAGGAGUUGGAGAGUCAAGGUGUCCAGGCGAAUCAUAAGUCUAUGUAUGACCUCAUGGUCUACAACGAAAGCAGCCCGAUUCCUGCGGGAGAAAUCCUCCAUGUCCAGCAAUCCUAA